Molecule: messenger RNA, 1799 nt
Organism: Tuber aestivum (summer truffle)
Lineage: Eukaryota; Fungi; Ascomycota; Pezizomycetes; Pezizales; Tuberaceae
Source: the annotation of a GenBank genome assembly
GUACUAUAUAAUACCGAUAUCCCGCAGGCAGAUAAAUUUGACUAUCCCACCUUAUCUAUCGCUCCCGAAAUCAAUCAAGGCGAAAUCAGCUAACGCUUCCAAGAGUCGCGUGAUCUCCAAGCUCGCGGGUACCUCAUUCUCUUCUUCCUCGUCUCUCUAUUUCUUUGUCUGCUUUUUCCCCCACCUCACUGUCCCCAUUCUACACCACCCCCUCCUCUCCCUUGGCUUUCCGUUUUUCCUCACACCAUGCUCCGCUUCGGUCUCCGCCGUUUUGCAACGGCUGCUGAAGCCGCAAGCCCCUAUGGAAUCAAAGUCUCGAAAGCCCAAGGUAGUGUGAACGGCUUUGUUGGAGGUUUGUCAAUUUCUUGUCACUAGCAAAUUCAACCACCCCAAAUUUGAAACUAACCCGACAGCUAUCGGAAAUACGCCUUUAAUACGGCUCGGCAAGCUCAGUGAGGAGACUGGUUGUGAUAUCUAUGGAAAAGCGGAGUUCAUGAACCCAGGCGGCUCAGUAAAAGGUGCGCCCCCCGACAGCAAAUAUUCCCACCGGUAAUACAUUAAUAACACCCAUAAUAUAAAAAUCGCAGACAGAGCAGCACUGUAUGUCGUUAAAGAUGCGGAGGAGAAGGGUCUCAUCAAGCCAGGCGGAACCAUUGUAGAAGGCACCGCAGGGAACACAGGUAUCGGACUUGCGCAUGUGUGCCGGUCGAAAGGUUAGCCCAAUUUUUUGCAAUUGGUGAUAUCGAGGGUCAAGCUGACCUUCUUCAAACGAUCAAAGGGUAUAAGUGCGUAAUAUAUAUGCCCAAUACCCAGUCACAAGGGAAGAUAGACCUUCUCCGAUUAUUGGGUGCUGAGGUAUUCCCUGUACCAGCUGGUAAGAUGCUUAUCCGGCAGAAACUGUUCCGAGGGACGCUCCUAACGCUUUCCUAGUGGCUUUUGAGGACCCUGAAAACUACAAUCACCAGGCCAAACGCCACGCUGGUGAGCAUCUCUCCCCCCCCUCUCAUCCCCAAUCCCAAGCCUAAUUAUCCUUAGAAAAAACCGAGAACUCAGUUUGGACAAACCAGUUCGAUAAUGUUGCAAACCGUCGUUCCCAUAUUGAGACAACAGGACCGGAGAUCUGGACCCAGCUCGGCGGCAAAGUCGACGGCUUCACGUGUGCAACUGGUACUGGCGGAACACUCGCAGGCGUUACGCGCUACCUCAAAGAAGUGUCUGACGGUCGCACUGAAUGUUGGCUCGCCGACCCUCCCGGCUCAGUCCUCUUCUCCUACAUUACUUCCGGUGGAAAACUCAGCGAGCGCACUGGGGGAUCUAUCACUGAAGGAAUCGGCCAAGGGCGCAUAACAGACAACCUCAAACCCGAGAUCAAACUUAUCAAUAACGCACUGUAUAUCUCGGAUGAAAAGUCCAUCGCAAUGGUCUACAGACUUCUCGACGAAGAAGGAUUGUACAUGGGCGCCAGCAGUGCCUUAAAUGUUGUCGCAGCUUACGAGCUCGCCCAGAAGCUUGGCCCUGGAAAAAGUGUAGUCACUCUACUGUGCGAUGGUGCCUAUAGAUACGCGGAUAGGCUUUUUAGCAGGAAAUGGUUAGAUUCCAAGGGCUUGUACGAAGCGAUCCCGGAACACUUAAGGAAGUACAUUGUGCUGGAAUAAGGGCGAACAGUAGAUAGAACAACACUAUCAAACGGCGGAUACGCUGGGUAGAUUGGAGGCUUGUAAAUACUUUAGGGUGGCGGCGUUCCUCUCAGCGGUGGCCAACAAAUACAUUUGAAUCCUCGUUCAAAGGGAGAAAGCCAG